Messenger RNA from Passer domesticus (house sparrow), 3490 nucleotides. RefSeq names its product BEN domain containing 3 (gene BEND3). Gene Ontology annotation, biological process: rDNA heterochromatin formation; negative regulation of transcription by RNA polymerase II. Lineage: Eukaryota; Metazoa; Chordata; Aves; Passeriformes; Passeridae. Bases 645 to 3161 code for a protein of 838 amino acids. Gene Ontology annotation, molecular function: rDNA binding. The record is from RefSeq and is a predicted model, not a curated record. Gene Ontology annotation, cellular component: heterochromatin. The transcript is spliced from 4 exons.
CCGAUCGCCGCCCCUGCCCCGGUCGCCCGCUGCCUCUACCCUACUUUUCCCUGCGGUGUGUCCACACAGCCCUUUGUAAAUAGAAGGGAACAAACUCUGAACCAGCAGAAUGCGAGCCGGCCGCAGGCCAGCAGCCAUGUGACGGCUCCCACAUAGCGUUGACGCAGUCCCAGGGUUUUUUUGGGUUGAAGUGUGAGUAGGGUUUGUCGGUGCCACCUAUAAACACAGUGUAUGCCUGACCCAUGGGGCAGAGACAUCUAAGCAGGGAAAGAAAAACCUUUUCCCUGUUUCCAGCUUUAAUGAUUUACAUCUCAUAAAACAAAUAAUUACCCGUGUGUGCUCAUACAUUUUCUUCUUAUCUCCUCCUAAAUCAAACUCAGCAUUGGACCAACUGAAUUUUUAUCUUUGCUGAGUAUUGUCAUAGGUUAGGUAAGUUCAGUGGAUAAAAAUAAACGGGAGAUGAAUGCAGUUUGGAGGAGAAUUUAAACUGCACAAAGUUCAGAUGGAACAGUAUUUUAAAAUAAAAGCAGAGUGAGAGGGAAGAGAGGAAAGCAAAACGUUUUUAAUAGACCAGUGGAAAACACGUGGUUGAAGAAAAGACAAAUUCUUGCAUUACUGCUGGAAAUAAACCAGUGAGAUAGAAGAUGAAUUCAGCUGAAAUCACUGAUGAUGAUGAAGUAAAAAUUCCUAAAAGAAAUGUGAAAGUAGAAACAGAAAAUGAAGAUGAAGCUCUAGACUGCUCAGUAACUUCCAGAUCUGCUGAGAAGCACUCACUGGAUGGUGCAGUGACUUGCCUACAGGAUUCCAACAAACGGAAACAGACCUCCCUUGGCUGUGAUGGGUCAGGAGGCCAGCAGGAUGCCUUACCCAGCGUGAAGAAGAGACGCUUUACACAGGAGGGCUCCCUUUCAAACAUGAGGAACAGAGAUGCUGGUUCACCCACUCAGGUAAAUGCAGAGCAGCCAAGCAAGAACAAGAAUUCUAAUGUAACAUGGCUGUGUGAAGAAGAAUCCUUCAGUGACAUAAUCACUCCAUCUUAUAAAAAACCUCUCUAUGGCAUCUCACACAAAAUCACAGAGAAGAAGAACCCACCAGGAGCAGAGCAGUUUGCUUCUUACGAGUUGUUUGAAAAAAUCAACCCCAGCAGUCCCUCACAAAUUCGGACUUUGAACGAUCAGCGCAAGAGAGACUCGGCCAUUGCAGUAGCAGCAGCCACAGCAGAUUCAGAAUCAAAUAUAUAUUCUUUGAUACAGAAAAUGUUUUACACGCUGAACACCCUCAACACCAAUAUGACUCAGCUUCACAGUAAAGUUGACCUGUUGUCUCUGGAGGUUAGCAGAAUUAAAAAACAAGUCAGUCCAGCAGAGUCCGUUGCUGACUUCAGGCCUCCCCCAGAGUACCAGCUGACUUCCACGGAACUCAAACAAAUCAUGGAUCAAAGCACAUCGGGCGGAGACCUGGCUUGCCGGUUGCUCGUGCAGCUCUUCCCUGAGCUCUUCAGCGACGACGAGUUCGGCAGGAGCUGCAGUGCAUGUGGCUUUCUCAACAAAAGGAAACUUGAAUCUCUUCAUCUGCAGCUUAUUCGUAACUAUGUGGAAGUUUGUUAUCCUUCUGUGAAGAAUACAGCUGUGUGGCAGUUGGAGUGUUUGCCUCAAGUCAAUGAUUUUUUCAAUAGAUUUUGGGCUCAAAGGGAAAUGGAAAACAGUCAGCAGAAUGUGCAAUCAUCCAGUUUUUAUGAGACUGAGCAGGUGGAAUCCUCUCAUUUCAUGGAGGAUAAAGAGCAGGAAGAAGCUUUGGACAGGAGUAAUGUCAUUGCCUCAGAUUACAUGCUGGAUGCUCAGGAUCUCAGUGAAUUUUUAGAUGAAGCUUCUUCACCAGGAGAGUUUUCUGUUUUUCUGUUACACAGACUGUUUCCAGAACUCUUUGAUCACAGAAAAUUAGCUGAAAGGUACAGUUGCUUUGGAGACUCUGGAAAACAACUGCUGGAUCCUCAUCGGCUUCAAAUAAUCCGUAGGUACACUGAAAUUUACUUUCCAGACGUGCAAGAAGAAGAAGCCUGGUUGCAGCAGUGUGUUCAGCGAAUAAAUGAUGAGCUUGAAAGUACGUAUAUGGAUGGAAGUGAAUGUGACCAGAUGAGAGAUGACUGUUACGAUUCUUCUAGUUUACCAGAUGAUGUAUCAAUCAUAAAAGUGGAAGACAGUUUUGAAUAUGAAAAGCCUGGCAGACGGUCCAAAAAAAUUUGGCUUGUACCCAUAGAUUUUGACAAACUUGACUUUCCCCCUCCUGAUUUUGAUGUUCCUGUCCCGGAUUACCUGUUAAACAAAGAACAGAUUAAAAGCAUAUAUGAAAGCAGUCUUUCCAUAGGCAACUUUGCUUCCCGAUUGCUUGUUCUCUUAUUUCCUGAACUAUUUACUCAUGAAAACUUACGGAAGCAAUACAACUGUAGCGGAUCUUUAGGCAAGAAACAGCUUGACCCCACUAGAAUUAAAUUAAUUCGACAUUAUGUGCAGAUACUGUACCCCAGAGCAAAGAACGACAGAGUGUGGACGUUGGAGUUUGUUGGGAAGCUUGACGAGAGGUGUCGACGAAGAGACACGGAGCAAAGGCGCUCAUACCAACAGCAACGGAAAAUCCACGUGCCAGGGCCUGACAGGAGGGAAUUUCUCACCUAUGCAAUAAACCCUGAGAGAUUUCGGGAAGAAUUUGAAGGGCCGCCACUGCCACCGGAAAGAAGUAGCAAGGAUUUUUGCAAGAUACCACUCGAUGAACUUGUUGUUCCUAAUCCAGACUUCCCUGUGCCUUCUCUGUAUCUGCUCUCUGACAAGGAGAUAAGAGAGAUAGUGCAGCAGAGCCUGUCGGUUGGCAACUUUGCUGCCAGGCUUCUUGUAAGACUCUUCCCUGAACUCUUUACUCCGGAGAAUCUGAGACUGCAGUACAACCAUUCAGGUGCUUGUAAUAAAAAACAGCUUGAUCCCAUCAGACUGAGACUGAUCCGUCAUUAUGUGGAGGCAGUUUAUCCUGUGGAGAAAAUGGAGGAAGUGUGGCAUUAUGAAUGUAUACCGAGCAUCGAUGAAAGGUGCCGGCGUCCUAACAGAAAAAAGUGUGAUAUACUGAAAAAAGCUAAGAAAGCAAAAAAAGUGACAGGCUCUUUAAACUGCUAAGACUUUGACCACUAAAUUAUUGUCAAGAGUAUGCUUUGGUUUAGACUGCAGGGCCUGUCGGGAGCUGAGGGUUCUCAGCCCCUGGGACAGUCAGGCACUAAAUUUGUUGCGUUUCAGUGUGUGUGUUGCAUUUCUGUUGGCACUGCAGCAGUGGGAAGUGGCUGACUACAUUAGUACAUGGGUAAAGAGCAUCAGUGACAGCUGUCAAUGACUCGCUAAGAGCAUGAUAUUCACUGGUGCAAAUACAUGUAUUGAAACUAUUGCUCCACUCCCCAUUUCUGCAUCUUCCUUUUCUAUCACUUUCUAAUAAUAAAGAAUUUUUUUUUAUG